AUGAGCAACAGUGAAAUGGAUAAAACCACAAAAGAGAAGGAAUCAAAGACACCGCCACCAACAUCACAGGAGCAGUCUUCGACCACCACCAGCACCGGAGCAGUUAAUACAGAUUGGGCCAGCUUUCAGGCAUAUUCUCCCAUGCCUCCACAUGGAUUCAUGGCACAAAGUCCCCAAACUCACCCUUAUAUGUGGGGUGUCCAGCACAUCAUGCCUCCUUAUGGUACUCCACCACAUCCCUAUGUUGCAAUGUAUCCCCAUGGUGGCAUAUAUGCUCAUCCAUCCAUGCCUCCGGGAUCUUAUCCGUACAGUCCUUAUGCGAUGCCUACUCCAAACGGUAUUGCUGAGGCUUCAGGAAACACUCCCGCCAGCAUUGAAACUGAUGGUAAGCCUCCUGAGGUGAAGGAAAAAUUGCCAAUCAAAAGAUCAAAAGGAAGUUUGGGUAGUUUGAACAUGAUUACGGGCAAAAAUAAUGAACAUGGUAAAACAACGGGCACAUCUGCUAAUGGAGUUCACUCAAAGAGUGGUGAAAGUGGAAGUUUUGAAGGUACUAGUGAAGGAAGUGAUGCAAAUUCUCAGAAUGGCUCUCAAUUGAAAUCUGGAGACAGGCAGGAUUCUUUCGAAGGUGAACCAUCUCAAAAUGGAAGUUCAGCGCAUACUUCUCAAAACGGGGGACUCAAUACACCUCAUACGCUGGUUAAUCAAACUAUGUCUAUCAUGCCUAUCGCCGCGACUGGUACUCCUGGAGCUGUUACUGGUCCUGCAACAAAUCUAAAUAUAGGAAUGGAUUAUUGGGGCACACCAGCUCCAUCCAAUAUUCCUGCUCUCCGUGGAAAGGUUCCGGCUACUGCAGUUGCGGGAGGGAUAGUUACUGGUGGAUCACGGGAUAGUGUUCAAUCACAACUUUGGCUACAGGAUGAAAGAGAGCUUAAAAGGCAAAGGCGGAAGCAGUCUAAUAGGGAAUCUGCUCGGAGAUCCAGGCUGCGCAAACAGGCUGAGUGCGACGAAUUAGCUCAGCGUGCUGAUGUUUUGAAAGAAGAGAAUGCUUCCCUCCGAUUAGAAAUAAGCCGCAUUAGAAGCGAGUAUGAGCAGCUACUUUCCGAGAACGCAGCUCUCAAGCAGAGACUUGAGGAACAACCCAGUAAAGAUCAAAACAUUGGUAGCGACACUCAACAGAGUGGACAGACAGAGGAUGUGCAAGCUGGUCAUUAG
This is a messenger RNA of Lathyrus sativus (Indian pea), 1212 nucleotides long. The record is from the annotation of a GenBank genome assembly. NCBI's taxonomy places the organism in Eukaryota, Viridiplantae, Streptophyta, Magnoliopsida, Fabales, Fabaceae.